AUGUGUCACUUGCGUUCUGCGGAGGUAAAAUCGACUGUGAAGUCGAGAAAGAUCUAUGCUUAUAUUGUUAAGUUGAUUGGAUUGGAGAGGACUUAUGGUUGA
Sclerotinia sclerotiorum 1980 UF-70 is the source of this 102-nucleotide messenger RNA. RefSeq lists its product with no specific name. NCBI's taxonomy places the organism in Eukaryota, Fungi, Ascomycota, Leotiomycetes, Helotiales, Sclerotiniaceae. The record is from RefSeq and is a predicted model, not a curated record. The transcript has a single exon. Bases 1 to 102 code for a protein of 33 amino acids.